AUGAUACCAUAUUUUACAGGUUUGGGCAUAGGUCUUGUUGCUAGUGGCAGCUCGAUCAUUUUACUUUUAGUGCUCGCCGCCCCGUUUAUAGCACGCAAAGUGAAGUUAAAUACGGCAAACAAAUUCAAAAGAAGAUUGUUCAAGCAAAAUCAUGGGUUGCUAUUGCAACAACUAAUAUCCCAGAAAACAGAUUUUGGUGAAAGGAUGAUCAUUUCUUUGUUGGAUCUAGAGAAGGCCACAAACAAUUUUGACAGAACCCGUGAGGCCGGCGGCGGAGGCCACGGUGUUUUGUAUAAAGGAAUUUUAGACCUACAGGUUGUCGCCAUCAAGAAAUCCAAGAUCGUCGUACAGAGAGAAAUUGAUGACUUCAUAAACGAGGUUGCAAUUCUUUCUCAAAUCAAUCAUCAAAAUGUUGUGAAACUAAUCGGAUGUUGUCUUGAGAGAGAAGUCCCCUUACUGGUUUAUGAGUUCAUUUCAAAUGGUACUCUUGAUCACCAUCUUCAUAUUGAAGGCCCGAUGUCACUGUCAUGGGAUGAUCGAACAAGGAUUGCGCUGGAAGUUGCUAGGGCUCUGUCUUAUCUUCAUUCGGCUGCUUCGAUGCCAAUUUAUCAUAGGGAUAUUAAAUCAUCCAACAUACUUCUAGAUGACAAUUUGACAGCAAAUGUAUCAGAUUUUGGAGCUUCGAGGUACAUUCCAAUUGACAAAACGGGGGUGACUACAGCUGUGCAAAGAACAAUAGGUUACUUAGACCCUAUGUACUAUUAUACUGGCGGCCUAACAGACAAGAGUGAUGUUUUAAGUUUUGGUGUUUUGCUUGUUGAACUCCUAACUAGAAAAAAGUCAUGCAUGUACCGUAGUGGCGGCGACGGUGUUGGUCUUAUUUCACAUUUGAUUUCGCUACUCGCAGAAGGCAAUCUUGAUGAGUUAAUUGAUCCCCAAGUUACGGAAGAGGGAGAUGGAGAAGUCCAGGAAUUAGCUAUGCUAGCAGCAAUGUGCAUAAACUUGAAGGGAGAAGAGCGGCCUACAAUGAGGGAAGUGGAGAUGAAACUUGAAAAUCUGAGAGCUAGCAUAUCUGUGGCACCUGAUGCUGCUGCAACAAGGAGAUACGACAGGGGUCAAACUGGAUCUGUAUGCAUGCCAACUGAAGGAGUUGUUGUGGAAGCAAGCAGGCAAUACACUAUGGAGGAAGAAAUACUCUUGUCUGCAAGGUAUCCGCGAUGA
This is a messenger RNA of Triticum dicoccoides, 1221 nucleotides long. Its product is annotated as wall-associated receptor kinase 3-like. Gene Ontology annotation, molecular function: protein serine/threonine kinase activity; ATP binding. Gene Ontology annotation, biological process: cell surface receptor signaling pathway; protein phosphorylation. Lineage: Eukaryota; Viridiplantae; Streptophyta; Magnoliopsida; Poales; Poaceae. Gene Ontology annotation, cellular component: plasma membrane. Bases 1 to 1221 code for a protein of 406 amino acids. The transcript has a single exon. The record is from RefSeq and is a predicted model, not a curated record.